This is a messenger RNA of Andrographis paniculata, 855 nucleotides long. Its product is annotated as coumarin 8-geranyltransferase 1b, chloroplastic-like. Gene Ontology annotation, cellular component: membrane. The record is from RefSeq and is a predicted model, not a curated record. The transcript is spliced from 8 exons. Gene Ontology annotation, molecular function: transferase activity, transferring alkyl or aryl (other than methyl) groups. The coding region runs from base 1 to 855 and encodes 284 amino acids. Lineage: Eukaryota; Viridiplantae; Streptophyta; Magnoliopsida; Lamiales; Acanthaceae.
AUGCAAUCUCCUUGGCAAGCUGGUAAUGGUAAUGGUGAAAGACAGGUUAAAUGGAUAAGAGCUUCUGAUAACUACUCAAAAAGUAAUAAUAGAAAUGGUUAUUUGAUCAGUUUGAGACCAAUUACCAGAAAGGAGUCGUCUUCGUCGAUGAUCAUCGUCAGCAGGAGGAAUUCAAUAACUGAUCACAAAAAUCUGAUGACUUCUUCAGACAUGACCCAAACUGGACAGCUUAAAGAGAUAAUAUAUGCUCUCAUUGAGUUAACACGUCCCUACACUGUCAUUGGAAAUGUUGUUAGUGUAACUUCAAUUUCACUUUUACCUUUGAGGUCUUUGUCCGAAGCCAUGGCUCCCAUGUUUCUCCUUGGCCUGUUGCAGGCAAAUAUUUCUCUUUUUCUGGUACAGCUUUAUGCCAAUGGAAUUAACCAAAUAUAUGACGUUGAAAUAGACAAGGUGAACAAGCCCUAUCUUCCUAUGGCUUCAGGAAUUGUUUCCAGGGAAGCUGGGAUUGCAAUAACCUCUAUUUCUUGUCUAUUGGACUUAUCUGAUAUUGAAGGUGACAAACAAUUUGGCCUUGAUGCACUCUUGGCUGUCAAGCUCGGACAACAAAAAGUGUUUUGGAUUUGUAUAAGCACACUUAUGAUGAUUUAUGGAGCUGCAAUUGGGACCGGAGCUUCUUUGUCGAAUUUUUUAAGCAAGUUUGUCAUGGUUAUGGGGCAUUUUGUAAUUGCGAGCAUUGUUAUGCAUCGAGGCGUAACAACUGAUAUGUCAUCCAGUAGUCGAUCCGGCCUCGAUUUUUACAUGUUUGUUUGGAAGCUAAAGUAUGCCGAAUAUUUUCUCAUCCCAUUUAUCCGAUAA